AUGGCGAAAGAUAAAGAAAAGAAAGGAAACUAUUCUGGUUUAUUCUUUGGUAAUAUCACAAAAGAUGGUGAAUUAGAUUUAGAAGAAGAUGGUUUCUUUGAUAAGCAAUUGAAAGAUGAUCUCGAUACAUUCACAAAGAAAGGAUCGUAUUUGAAUAUAAAGAGUUUGGGUGUCGAUGCCGAUGACCAGAAGGGUGGUGCUGGUGCCGACGAGCAGUUGGUUAGCACCGGCGGUAGCAGCAGGUCGUCGAGUGCCGUCGACUUUGAGGAUAUCGAUGAGUUGGCCGACGACAUCAACUCGAUCGAGAAUGAAAUCAACAAGCGUAAUGCAGAUAAACUAGCGAAACAAGCUGAAGAGAAUAUAGCAAAGUUGGCACAACGAUUGAAAGCCAAUGCAACAACAACAACAACGCUGCCGCCAUCACUAACGCCAUUCAGACAACCAUCGCUGUUUCAACCUCCGACUACAACGACAACGACGAUCGCAAAGAAAAAAAUAGAAGAUGAUUUCGAUUUCGAUGAGGAAGAGGAAACAUCGGCAACAUCAGCACCACCGAAAUCAUCGAUGAUGACAACAACAACUACUACUUCAACAACAACAGCAGCGGCAGUAUUGAAAGUUGGUAUAGUUUCACCACCCGCAUUCGGGGCAGUUUCACCAUCUGCAACAUCAUCAUACAAACCAAUUAUAGUUAAAAAAGAGGAGUCAGUUCAUUUAGAGGAAACAAGUUCAAUAGAUAGAGUAAAAGAAAUAGCCAGUGAUGAAGAUGAAGCAGAAGAAGAAGACGACGACGAUCAUAUGCAAUUAGAUGAUACGAAUAAAACAACAGUUACAAAAACAUCAACAACUACAACAUCAACAACAGCAACUACAUUAGAUAAACAAUUACAACAACAACAACAACAAAAGAAAAAGAUAUCACCAAAGAAAUUUAAAUCAACAGUACCAGCGGUUUUGGAAGCUGUUAAAUCUAUAUUGGAACGUCCAGAAGAUUUCACAACGGAGAAUGUAGAGUUUAAAACUUUUUGUUCUGGUAAUACGUUGGACGGUGGCGCAAUCUUUAAGUUCUCUAAUCUUUUCGCACCGAAAAUGCCAAUGAAUUGGCGACGUAGAGCGAAGCGACACAAGGCAACUCCAGCCGUUCAGAUAACAGAGGAUUUGUUGGAGCCAGACGAACAGACGGCAUUCAAUACUACACUGUCUUCGCAAGCCAGUGGUUUGCCGGCCGGCGCAAUCGAUGGCUCGGAACAGGGUACGAUCGGUCCCGACGGCAAACUCAUUGCGCUGUCAUCGUCGGCAGUGAGUUCACCCAUAUUGAAAUCGGUGGAUGACCAACGCAAAGACUGUAUGGUUCUGCUGCUUCACAACCAGAAACUACAACAACAGCUACAGGACGAUGAGAAUCUAUUCGAACCACUGCGCGAUCGACCCGAUGAAAUCUAUGUCGACAGCUUCUCUGCUGUGCCUGACGAGUUGUAUCAACCGCUCUCUCAACUGGAUUGGGAGGAUCAAAUCAUUUGGGAACCAAAGGAAACCGAGGAGGACGACGAUCCUCUGCUACGAGCGAAACGACAAACACAAUCCAAUUUACCACCGACUUUUCUGAGUGCAAGUGUACAGAUUGACAGAGAACUGGACGAGCCUAGUGCUGGUGCCGUUGCUGCUGUUGGCGAACCGGACCAGGCUGCUGGCGUUGUUGGCGCGAAGCGAAAGCGUUGGGGUGAAUUAGAGGACUAUACUUAUUAUCCAUUGAAACUGACGACCGACCAACAGAAACAGCAGUAUCAACAACAACAGAAAGAACAAAACAAGCUGGAUGAAACACAGGUUGAGUUCAAGUCAACGAUAAAAGAUCAAUGGUCGCUGUUUCCGCUGCACAAUUCAGAGUUGGAAGCGGGUGACUGGAUAAAUGAUAUCGUUUGGGAUGAAUCGGCACCGAAUUACAAGCCAAAAAUAAGUUGUCUGAUAUUGGAUUUGAAUGAUAGGAAUAUGUUGUUCGAAGAGCACAUCAUUAGGAAGACGGACGCACACGAACCUGACCAGGUGACUUCCAGCAAGAAGGGCAAGUCCAAGAAGAAGCAAGCCGCUGCCAAUGCACUGGCAUCGGCCGAUGCCAACGCCGCCAAUCUCGCAGCACAACAGCUACUAGGUAUCAACGAUAAAUUCAAUCUUUCCAACGAUAAAUUCUACAAGACUCUUGGAAAGGGCAGAGUACGUCAACAGUCUGGAAAAAUGUCGAUUCAACACUCACUGCCUGCCAUCAAAUUGUCGUUGGUUAAAACACAUCUCUCGAUUGAGGAUCUCACUCAUAUGCAUCGUCCAGUCAUUGCUUUCCAAGCUGGACAUCAAUUCCGAAUUGCUCUCUACAAUAAAGAUCGUCCAGACGACAAGCCAAAACAGCGUGGAUCGAACCGUGCCGAUCCAAUGAAACACAAGCUCGACUUGUCUGCGCGUGAAGGUCGUGUCAUCUUUGUGGAAUACAUGGAACAGAAUCCACCAUUGCUCAGCAACGUGGGUAUGGCAACACGCGUUCGUAAUUACUAUCGUAGGAAGAAUUCAGACGACGACCAAUUCCUGACGUUUGACGACGGUGAAACUGUGAUGCUCGACCACAACGAUGAGUCGCCAUUCCUCGGAGAAAUCAAUCCCGGUGUUCCCAUACAAUCAAUGGUCAACAAUCUCUACAAGGCACCGAUUGCUAAGCACAAUCCAAACCCAACCGAUUUCCUUCUGAUUCGUUCGCGUGACGGAAAGAAAUGGUAUAUUCGUGAGAUGGGAACGAUGUAUACGGCCGGUCAGAUGAUGCCAGAGAUUGAAGUUCCCGCGCCAAACAGCAGGAGCGCCAAUAUGUUUGUAAAGUCACGUCUCCAAGCUUACAUCUACCGUUUAUUCCUAAAGAAAUCAAAUAUUCAACGACGAUUGAAGAUAUCCGAUGUUUGUACAGCUUUUCCAGGUCAGUCGGAAACAUCGAUUCGUAAGCGUCUCAAAGAUUGCUCUGACUUCCAGCGUGGUGGUGACGACAGUGGUUGGUGGACGGUAAAAGACAACUUCCCACUGCCGACCGAAGAGGAACUCCAAAAGUUGGUGACUCCCGAAGUUGUUUGUGCCUACGAAGCUAUGUUGUCAGGACUCCAGAGAAUCCAGGAUUCCGGUAUCAUUCACUUUACCAAUGCCGGUACCAUUCCUACGAUGCUCAGUAAUCUCGAUGAGAACGAACCACUGAGGAAGAAAUGCAAACCGGUGGAAGACGAACUCAAUCAGACUCCAUGGAAUCUGAGUGCCAGUUUUGUCAGUGCCAUGCAAGGUAAGGGUAAACUCCAGCUAAUUGGCGACGAUCCACGAGGUGAGAUGUUUAGCUUUUUGAAGAUGCCACAGAAAGUUGUCAAUCAGAAACAAAAGGCAAUUAAACAAGCACUCCAAAAGAACCAGGUCACUGGUACCGAUGCAGAUUUGAGAAAGUUGUCGUUGAAGGAGUCAAAGAUUGUGUUGUUGCAGCUCGGUGUCACUGAGGAGGUCAUUAACAAUCUCACAAGAUGGCAGCGAAUUGCGCUAGUUCGUAAGAAAUCUUCGGAGGCAGCACUUACCAAUGGAACCGAUGGAUCUAUGACCAAGUUUGCUAGAGGUUCGAGAUACUCGUUGGAUCACCAGCAACUUCAGUACAAGGAGCAAUGUCAAGAGAUCUUUGAGAAUCAGAUGAAGGCAAUCGGUGGCGAUGGAGAAGAUGAAGCUGAUUUGGAUCAGGAUUUGGAGGAUCUCCAGAAGGAUCUGGAAGAGACAUUGUUUGCCGACCAGCAAUCAUCGCGAAAGUCUGGCAAGGUAGACAUGUUUGGCAGAAGAAUCGAAGAUGAAGACGAAGACGAGGAGGAACGUGAGGAAUUUAAUAAAUUGAUGGAUGAAAUGACCAGUAAUCCACCUUCACCCAGUAGCAAAUCUACGACAACCACAACAACGACGACCACCACCACUUCAACCUCUGACAAAAACACACAGGAACCAGCCACUCCAAUGUCCACCACACACGAUAGCAGUGGCGAUGAAUCAGAGAUGUCAUAUAUGGAUGCCAAUGCCGAUGUCGAAUUUGUCAAGCGUGUUACACUCUUCCCCAAACCAGACGGUAGUAUCUAUCGUAGAAUUGAAAUCAUUCGUGAUCCAGCGUUGAUUAAGGAGUACAAGAAACGUCGCGAUGAGAAGCGAAAGGCAAGUGGCGCACUCGAUGAAGAGGAAAUGAAACGUCAGAGACGUAAACUCCAAGAGAAACUACGUCGUCUCAAACGUUCCGAGUCAGGCCCAACCACCAAUAUGCCUGGCAAACCAUCGACACCAGGACAAUCGCCAAUGGUCGAUUACAGUGGCCACCACCAACAACCGAUCAUUGGAUUCAGUGGUGGUAACAUUCCGAUUCGUUCCAGUUUAUCUGAACAGCCCUCUAUCGUUUCGAGUCCAUCGCCAGUGCUACUACCAAAGAUUAAGAUUCCAUCAAACAUGGUGAGAAGCAGUAUGGAUAGCAUGCACUUUGAAGAACCUCAGAGUCCAGUACCAAGUCCAAGUCCAAGCACACUUUCACAAUCUGGUUCGAUCAUUGUUCGUAUCAAGAAGGAGGAUCUCCCACCCAUCUCCAAAAAGAGAGAACGUGAAAAGAGUAAAAAUGAUCUUAUGGAUGACUACAUCGACCAGCCAAUUCGUACCUCCCAAAGAAGAACAAGAGUUAGAAAAGAUGGUAGUGGUGCUGAAGUUGAACUAUCAAAUAUCUUUGAAAAGAUUAUUGAGAAAUUAAGAAAUAUGGAUGAAUUUGUUGCAUUUAGAAUUAAAGUUACUCCAAAAAUUGCGCCCGAUUAUCAUUUGGUUAUUAAAAAUCCAAUUGAUUUGACAACAAUGAGAGAUCGUGCAAGACAUUGGGAAUAUAAAACAAAGAAUCAAUUUUUGGAUGCUAUCAAACUGAUGCGUUCUAAUUGUUUUGAAUACAAUGAAAAGAGAAAUCCUCAUUUACUCCCGAUUGCUGAUAAAAUGUUAAGAGAAACUGAAAUAUCAUUACAAGAAUAUGCCUCACAAAUCGAAACAUUAGAAAGAUCAAUUUCACAAUCUAAAUUCACAGAGUCUAAUCCACCAACACCUAUUUCCAAUCCUGCCACACCCAGUAGUCCACCUAUGCAUUUCAGUGUUGAUUCGCCUUUCUUCCCACCAGUAUCAUCCUCUAAACACGAAGACGAGGAAGUUGAUAUAGUAUCGCUCUCUGGUGUUUCUCCAUCAACCCAUUAG
This is a messenger RNA of Heterostelium album PN500, 5256 nucleotides long. It is a transcript of the gene taf1, whose product is annotated as putative protein serine/threonine kinase. Gene Ontology annotation, molecular function: TBP-class protein binding; histone acetyltransferase activity; RNA polymerase II general transcription initiation factor activity. NCBI's taxonomy places the organism in Eukaryota, Evosea, Eumycetozoa, Acytosteliales, Acytosteliaceae. Gene Ontology annotation, biological process: RNA polymerase II preinitiation complex assembly; transcription by RNA polymerase II. The coding region runs from base 1 to 5256 and encodes 1751 amino acids. The record is from RefSeq and is a predicted model, not a curated record. The transcript has 5 exons. Gene Ontology annotation, cellular component: transcription factor TFIID complex.